This is a messenger RNA of Drosophila biarmipes, 6079 nucleotides long. RefSeq names its product low-density lipoprotein receptor-related protein 6 (gene arr). Lineage: Eukaryota; Metazoa; Arthropoda; Insecta; Diptera; Drosophilidae. Gene Ontology annotation, biological process: canonical Wnt signaling pathway. The record is from RefSeq and is a predicted model, not a curated record. Bases 245 to 5281 code for a protein of 1678 amino acids. The transcript is spliced from 7 exons. Gene Ontology annotation, molecular function: Wnt receptor activity; Wnt-protein binding.
GUCACACUGUUCGGGAGAGCGAGACGAAAAACACGGGGACUCGGAGAACGGAAAACUCAGUGAAAAGUAAAUCAAAUAUUUACAAAACAAAGUAACCACAAAAUGGCUACGCUCGGUCGAAUUGCGUGAGUUUUUCCGAGUGGUUAUUAUGUGCGCCUAAGAAAAGACAAACGAUAGGGUCGCGGCAUCUGUUAGUUUUUGCGCCAAAUGUCUUAAAAAUCCGGAAAUUGUGCUUCCAAAAAAGAUGGCCCUCGAGCCAUACAUAAAGUCUGCUGAAAUCGAACCUCAAUCGUGCCAAGUUAUAGCCAGUAAUGAAGAUGUGACAACGAAAGCGACGAAAUGCGCGACACUUAGCAGGGGAGUGGGAUGGCGACACCUGCUGAUCGGCUUUCUACUGAUUUGCUUUGGCGUCCCAAGCAGUUGGCAGUACAAAAAUGUUCACGUGCCCAGCUCCUCGUCUCUGAUAGCCAGCCCGCCCGCCAGUGUGUUUGUCAACACGCCGGCCACCCUACUCUUCACCACACGCCACGACAUCCAGGUGGCGAACAUCACGAGGCCCACGGGCGGCCCUCAGAUCGAUGUGAUUGUGAGGGAUCUGGCCGAGGCUAUGGCUAUUGAUUUCUACUAUGCAAAGAACCUGGUCUGCUGGACGGAUUCUGGCCGGGAGAUUAUCGAGUGUGCCCACACCAACUCCUCCGCACUGCAGCCGCUCUUGCGCGCGCCGAAGCAAACUGUGAUAUCCACGGGGCUGGACAAGCCCGAGGGUCUAGCUAUCGACUGGUAUACAGACAAGAUCUACUGGACGGACGGCGAGAAGAACCGGAUCGAGGUGGCCACUCUGGAUGGUCGCUUCCAGAAGGUGCUCUUCUGGACGGACCUGGACCAGCCGCGUGCGGUGGCCGUGGUUCCCGCUCGCAAACUGCUCAUUUGGACGGAUUGGGGAGAGUAUCCUAAGAUCGAGCGCGCAAGCAUGGAUGGCGACCCACUGUCCCGCAUGACAUUGGUCAAGGAGCAUGUGUUCUGGCCCAACGGGUUGGCCGUAGACUUGAAGAACGAGCUCAUCUACUGGACAGAUGGAAAGCACCAUUUCAUCGAUGUGAUGAGACUGGACGGAAGCAGUCGGCGGACGAUAGUCAACAACCUGAAGUACCCCUUUAGUUUAACCUUCUACGACGAUCGUUUGUACUGGACGGACUGGCAGAGGGGAUCGCUAAAUGCACUUGACCUGCAAACCCGAGAGCUGAAGGAGCUGAUUGAUACGCCCAAGGCACCCAAUUCUGUUAGAGCAUGGGACCCCUCACUGCAGCCAUAUGAGGACAACCCUUGCGCGCACAACAAUGGGAACUGCUCGCAUCUUUGCCUGCUGGCUACGAACCCACAGGGUUACAGUUGCGCCUGUCCCACUGGGGUGAAGUUGAUAUCACCAAACACCUGUGCCAACGGCUCUCAGGAAAUGAUGUUCAUUGUGCAGAGAACGCAGAUUAGUAAGAUAUCCCUGGACUCGCCGGACUACACAAUAUUCCCGCUGCCUUUGGGAAAAGUCAAGUACGCAAUAGCCAUAGAUUACGACCCGGUGGAGGAGCACAUCUAUUGGUCCGACGUGGAGACGUAUACGAUCAAAAGAGCUCAUGCCGAUGGCACAGGGGUCACCGACUUCGUGACCUCCGAAGUGCGCCAUCCCGAUGGCUUGGCGCUCGAUUGGCUGGCUCGCAACCUGUAUUGGACCGACACGGUCACAGAUCGGAUUGAGGUCUGUCGCCUGGAUGGCACGGCAAGGAAGGUACUGAUCUAUGAGCAUCUGGAGGAGCCGCGAGCCAUUGCGGUGGCCCCCUCGCUAGGUUGGAUGUUCUGGAGCGAUUGGAACGAGCGAAAACCCAAGGUGGAGCGGGCAUCUCUUGAUGGAUCCGAGCGUGUGGUCCUAGUCUCCGAGAAUCUGGGCUGGCCCAACGGCAUUGCUUUGGACAUUGAGGCCAAGGCGAUCUACUGGUGUGAUGGCAAGACGGAUAAAAUCGAGGUAGCUAACAUGGAUGGCUCAGGGCGCCGAGUGGUGAUCAGCGAUAAUCUGAAGCACCUGUUUGGCCUGAGCAUCCUGGACGACUACUUGUAUUGGACAGACUGGCAGCGCCGCUCGAUUGACCGGGCCCACAAGAUUACGGGCAACAAUCGGAUAGUGGUGGUCGAUCAGUAUCCGGACCUAAUGGGUCUUAAGGUGACUCGAUUGAGGGAGGUUAGGGGACAUAAUGCUUGUGCGGUGCGAAACGGAGGCUGCUCGCAUCUUUGCCUGAAUCGUCCCAGGGAUUAUGUCUGCCGGUGUGCAAUCGACUACGAGUUGGCCAAUGAUAAGCGCACCUGCGUGGUGCCAGCUGCUUUUCUACUGUUUUCCCGCCAAGAGCAUAUUGGUAGGAUUUCCAUCGAGUACAACGAGGGUAACCACAACGACGAGAGAAUACCCUUCAAAGAUGUGCGGGAUGCCCAUGCCCUGGAUGUCUCUGUUGCCGAGCGUAGGAUCUACUGGACGGAUCAGAAGAGCAAGUGCAUCUUUCGGGCCUUUUUAAACGGCUCGUAUGUGCAGCGCAUUGUGGACUCCGGUCUAAUAGGACCCGACGGCAUUGCUGUCGAUUGGUUUGCCAAUAAUAUCUACUGGUCGGAUGCCGAGGCGCGUCGCAUCGAGGUGGCUCGCUUGGACGGCAGCAGUCGGAGGGUGCUCCUCUGGAAGGGAGUGGAGGAGCCGCGAUCACUGGUGCUGGAGCCACGACGAGGUUACAUGUACUGGACGGAAUCGCCGUCGGACUCGAUCCGCCGAGCGGCCAUGGAUGGAUCCGACUUGCAGACAAUCGUAGCGGGGGCGAAUAACGCCGCUGGACUAACCUUCGACCAGGAGACUAGGCGUCUGUACUGGGCCACCCAAUCAAGACCGGCUAAAAUCGAAAGCGCCGACUGGGAUGGCAAGAAACGGCAGAUUCUAGUUGGUAGCGAUAUGGAUGAGCCAUAUGCGGUGUCCCUGUACCAGGAUUAUGUGUACUGGAGCGAUUGGAACACCGGCGACAUUGAGCGAGUGGACAAGAUAACGGGUCAGAACCGCAGCCUGGUGCACUCGGGCAUGACAUACAUCACCUCACUACUGGUGUUCAACGACAAGCGCCAGACCGGUGUUAACCCUUGCAAGGUGAACAAUGGAGGCUGUUCACAUCUCUGUUUGGCCCAACCUGGAAGAAGAGGGAUGACCUGCGCCUGCCCCACGCACUACCAGUUGGCCAAGGACGGCGUCUCCUGUAUUCCACCUAGGAACUACAUUAUCUUCAGCCAGAGGAACAGCUUUGGAAGGUUGCUGCCAAACACCACGGACUGUCCAAACAUUCCGCUGCCCGUGUCUGGCAAGAACAUUCGCGCUGUGGACUUUGAUCCCAUCACUCAUCAUAUUUAUUGGAUUGAGGGCAGAAGUCACAGCAUUAAGCGAUCACUGGCGAACGGAACCAAGGUUAGCUUGCUGGCCAAUUCCGGACAGCCUUUUGACCUGGCAAUCGAUAUCAUUGGGCGUCUGCUCUUCUGGACGUGCUCCCAAUCUAACAGUAUUAAUGUCACAAGCUUUCUCGGCGAAUCGGUCGGCGUUAUCGACACUGGGGAUUCGGAAAAACCUCGAAAUAUUGCCGUACAUUCCAUGAAGCGUCUGCUUUUUUGGACUGAUGUGGGCAGCCAUCAAGCCAUCAUUCGUGCUCGGGUCGACGGCAAUGAACGCGUGGAGUUGGCGUAUAAACUAGAGGGAGUCACUGCCUUGGCCUUGGAUCAACAGUCCGAUAUGAUUUACUAUGCUCACGGCAAGCGGAUUGAUGCCAUCGAUAUCAAUGGAAAGAACAAAAAAACAUUGGUUUCUAUGCACAUCUCGCAAGUGAUUAAUAUUGCCGCCCUGGGCGGAUUUGUCUACUGGUUGGAUGACAAAACCGGUGUGGAACGCAUAACUGUCACUGGCGAAAGGCGAUCUGCUGAGCUGCAGCGCUUGCCGCAGAUCACCGACAUCCGUGCCGUGUGGACACCUGAUCCAAAAGUGUUGCGCAACCACACCUGCCUGCACAGCCGCACCAAGUGCUCCCACAUCUGCAUCGCCAGCGGCGAGGGAAUGGCUCGUACUCGUGACAUCUGCUCCUGCCCCAAGCAUCUAAUGCUGCUGGAGGACAAGGAGAACUGCGGCGCCUUUCCCGCCUGCGGCCCAGAUCAUUUUACGUGCGCGGCUCCCGUAUCGGGAAUAAGUGACGUGAACAAGGACUGCAUACCCGCCUCCUGGCGUUGUGACGGCCAGAAGGACUGUCCGGACAAAUCGGACGAGGUGGGUUGUCCCACAUGCCGGGCGGAUCAGUUCAGCUGUCAGUCAGGCGAGUGUAUCGACAAGUCGCUGGUAUGCGAUGGUACUACCAAUUGCGCCAAUGGUCAUGACGAAGCGGAUUGUUGUAAGCGGCCAGGGGAGUUUCAGUGUCCCAUUAAUAAGCUCUGUAUAUCGGCUGCCCUCCUCUGCGAUGGCUGGGAAAAUUGCGCCGAUGGAGCCGACGAAUCCUCAGACAUUUGCCUGCAGCGUCGCAUGGCUCCUGCUACUGACAAACGUGCUUUUAUGAUUCUCAUUGGAGCCACCAUGAUCACCAUCUUCUCGAUUGUCUACUUGCUGCAAUUCUGCCGCACGCGGAUUGGGAAGAGUCGAACGGAGCCCAAGGACGACCAAGCUACGGACCCAUUGUCACCCUCGACGCUAAGCAAAUCUCAAAGGGUUUCCAAGAUCGCAUCCGUGGCGGAUGCCGUUCGCAUGUCGACGCUUAACUCACGCAACAGCAUGAACUCCUACGAUCGCAAUCACAUCACAGGUGCCUCGAGUUCAACGACAAAUGGUAGUAGUAUGGUGGCAUAUCCCAUAAAUCCUCCUCCCUCGCCGGCGACCAGAUCACGCCGCCCAUACAGGCACUACAAGAUCAUCAACCAGCCACCGCCGCCCACGCCCUGCUCUACGGACAUAUGUGAUGAGUCCGACUCUAAUUAUACGAGCAAAUCGAACAGCAAUAAUAGUAACGGAGGGGCCACGAAGCAUUCUUCCAGUUCCGCGGCAGCGUGCCUACAAUACGGGUACGACAGUGAACCGUAUCCGCCGCCGCCGACACCGCGCUCGCAUUACCACAGCGAUGUGCGCAUUGUGCCGGAGUCCUCCUGCCCACCAUCGCCGUCCUCACGGAGCUCCACGUACUUUUCUCCGCUCCCGCCCCCGCCAUCACCUGUACAGUCACCCAGCCGGGGAUUUACGUAACAUUUUGAGAUUUACAUGUAAAACGAGCGGGAGAGCAACAUAUCAACUCUGUGCAAAGCUUAUCGUUUUCUGAAAUUUAUUAUUUACCUAUUUUAACAAUUCUAUUUUCUUCCACUGCUUUGUAAAUAUGUAUGUGUUUAAUUGGUCAUUUAAGGCUUUAACUAAUUUUAAUCAUAGCUUAGAGAGAGCGUCCAUGCCUGGAGGACUUAUUCGAUCUCGUUAAGUUUCAUUUUGCCAGAUAGCCCGAAAUAGAUUGCAGUACAGUGCAUUGCAACCAUACGCAACAAUAGACUGCAAUUUUUUGUAAGUGAAAUGCAAUUAUUAGCAAUUAUCUUAGCUCUUAAUGAUGUAAUAUUGAAUAAGUGAGUAUAUUGAAAUUCCGUGUGCCAAAUUUUCCUAAACCUGACAGAAAAUUCACAAUUGAUUUACACCUAACUACGCAAUUUUGAUUUACAUGCAUUUAAAACCUAGACUUAGUUUAAUAUUUAGUUCUAAAGUGUAAAUAGAUAAUUAUAUUAUGAAAGCAAUAUUGACGAAUGUGCGACUAAUUCAACUGUCUUCUUAAUUGUUAUAAACACCAAAAAGUGCCUCAGUAAUACGUGUGUUUUUUGUUUAUUCUUAAAUUUUCCUAUAUCAUUUAUUCAUAGAUAAUACAAAUGAAUAGUUAGUUAUUCAUACAAAGUAGGUUUUUGCAAUAAACAAUUGAAGUAAAUGCAUAUUUAUAGUUAAUAUUAGAGAACGUAAUGUAUAACAACAAAUAUUUUUAAAUGUGAAAUGCAGUAUUUUUAACAAAUUAAA